UUCCGGAGCAGCCAUGGACCGCAACCCCUCGCCUCCGCCGGCCGGCUGCGAUCAGCACGAGGUGGACCUGGCCGCGGGCGACUGCAUCGGGAGCACGGUGUACAGCAAGCACUGGCUCUUCGGCGUGCUCAGUGGGCUCAUCCAGACCGUUACACCUGAAAAUGGCAAGUCCAGCUCAGACGACGAGGAGCAGCAAGUGGAGCUUGACGAGGACAUGGAGAAUGAAAUUUGCAGAGUGUGGGAUAUGUCAAUGGAUGAGGAUGUGGCUCUAUUUCUCCAAGAGUUUAAUGCCCCUGACAUAUUUAUGGGAGUACUGGCCAAAUCCAGAUGCCCCCGGUUAAGAGAAAUCUGUGUGGGAAUUUUAGGAAAUAUGGCCUGUUUCCAGGAGAUAUGUAUGUCCAUCAGCCAUGAUAAAAAUCUUGGGCAGGUGUUACUGCACUGUUUGUGUGACUCAGACCCACCUACUCUCCUGGAAACGAGCAGGUUGCUGCACACUUGCCUUUCCCAGAAGGAAGCGGCCAGCAUCUGGGUUCAGAGGAUCCGGGAACAUCCGGCCAUUUGUGACAGCGUGUGCUUCGUCAUGUCCAGUUCCACAAACGUUGACCUGCUGGUGAAGGUCGGGGAGCUUGUAGACAAGCUCUUUGACCUGGAUGAGAAACUGAUGUUGGCGUGGAUUAGACAUGGGGCCACUCAGCCUGGCGACCAACCUCAGGAAGGUUCUGAAGAGCAGCCAGCAUUUAGGAUUGUGCCCUGUGUACUGGAAGCUGCCAAACAAAUACGCUCUGAAAACCCAGAAGGGCUUGAUGUUUACAUGAAUAUCUUACAGCUGCUUACCACAGUGGAUGAUGGAGUUCAAGCAAUUGUACAGUGUCCUGAUACUGGAAAAGACACAUGGGAUUUACUUUUUGACCUGGUCUGCCAUGACUUCUGCCAGGCUGAUGACCCACCCAUCACACUCCAGGAGCAGAAAACAGUGCUGGCCUCUGUGCUGUCGGUUCUGUCUUCCAUCUACGCCUCACAGGCGGAGCAGGCGGGCCUGAAGACAGAGAAGGCAGAUCUUCCUCUAAUGGACAGCCUAAUUAGGGUGUUACAAAAUCUGGAACAUUGUCGGAAGAAACCAGAGGCUUCUUCAGAGUCUAACACAGAAGAAACCAAAACAUGUGAUUUAACCCAAGAUGACUUCCACUUGAAAAUCUUACAGGAUAUUUCCUGUGAAUUCCUGUCUAACAUUUUUCAGACAGUGACCAAGGAGACUGUGGCUCAGGGUCUCAAGGAGGGCCAGUUAAGCAAACAGAAGUGCUCCUGUGCCUUUGAAAACCUCCUCCCUCUCCACAGCCCUGCCGUAGAAGACUUUGUUAAAGUCCUACGUGAAGUUGAUAAAACCCUUGCCAGUGACCUGGAGGAAGACUUCCCGAGUUUGAAGGUUUAGACUUGAAACCCAAGUUGGAAUUUGUCCUGUUGAAGAAAUAAACUUUCUUUUUUAAUUUUGAAAUUGA
Messenger RNA from Jaculus jaculus (lesser Egyptian jerboa), 1496 nucleotides. It is a transcript of the gene Saal1, whose product is annotated as serum amyloid A like 1. The record is from RefSeq and is a predicted model, not a curated record. The transcript is spliced from 12 exons. The coding region runs from base 14 to 1429 and encodes 471 amino acids. NCBI's taxonomy places the organism in Eukaryota, Metazoa, Chordata, Mammalia, Rodentia, Dipodidae.